Messenger RNA from Linum trigynum, 1782 nucleotides. The record is from the annotation of a GenBank genome assembly. Lineage: Eukaryota; Viridiplantae; Streptophyta; Magnoliopsida; Malpighiales; Linaceae.
GCGAAGUAGGAGGGACAUCCAAAGAAAAGCGCGGGGAGGGAAGAGAGAGCGAUCCCGACAGAAUGGAAGAAGGCGAUGUGGAUAUGACCGGUGCCGAUGCUAAUGAAGCUGAAUUGGACGACAUGAAGAAACGGUUAAAGGAAAUUGAGGACGAAGCAGCUGCUCUGCGCGAUAUGCAGGCCAAGGUCGAGAAGGAGAUGGGUUCUGUUCAAGAUCCUGGUGGUUCAGGAGCAUCUCAAGCAAGCAGAGAGGAAGUAGAUUCUCGAUCAAUUUUUGUUGGCAAUGUGAGGCUUCUAUUUACAGCUUCUUUCAGUUAUUUAUUAAUUAGAUGAAAUGUUUGAUGCACUGGACUAAUCAUCUCCAUAGAUCACUACAGGCACUUGAAUAUGCCCUUGAUUUCUUCCUUUCCCCUAUUCAUUGGAAAAACUUCUUUCUUCCUCUGGGUGUUUUCCAUACAUUACUCAUUGCUAGGGUGUCUCUAGGAUCCUCUGAAAAUCAGAUUGCUACAGUUGUUAUUCUUUUUACACUAGCAAAUUGAUGUGGUUUGUCAUUAUUGAAUUGAAAGUUUGUUAGAGUUGUGUUUCCUGUGCAUCGUUUCCCCCUUCCCACUAGGAGACGUGGAGGAGGGACGAGAGUGGGAUGGGUGGGGUUGGAAUCCAUGAAGUCUCCUUGUACCAAUUCAGAAGCAUUUUGUCUGGAGUUAGUUUCAUCCACUGGGUCUAGUCUGCUAUGGACUAGCAUGUGACCUAACUUGGAUUCAGCUUAGAACCUGGUUCUGAUGUGAGAGUCUAAUUAGAGCCUAGCCAGGUAUAGGUGAUGCUAAUGACGAUGAACCUCUGUAUAACUUCAGAGGAGCGGAAGGAACUAGACAAAUGCUUUACAAGUGAGACUGACUGGGGAGAACAUGUAGCUUCAGUUUUUCUCAGCUCGUUAUGAUCCUCUUAACUUUAGAUGUGGACGACUUCGUCAAUUGUCUAGCGUCUCCUUUUCCAAACUGCCUAAGUUGAAAGUCCAACAUCAGUUGAGUGUUCCAUGAAGCAACUAUUUGUUGAAUUGUGCUUUGAGUAGUAUUAUCCUGGGUCAAGUGAUAUCCAUUUGGUGGGAACUGUGCUUUGAUUAUUAUUUAUCCGGGUCAAGCGAUAUCGAGGUAGCCAGGUUGGAAGGUAAUAUACUAAUAUGCAUUAUUGAUUAGGCUCCAGAUUGUUAUUCAAUCGUGGGGGAGCUAUAGGCUUGUCAUGGUGGGGAAAAAAGUGAAGGGGAAAAUUUUAUGAAGGGGUUGCCAGGCAUUAUAUAUUCUGUCAUGGUUUUCCCCCUUUUCAGCUUAAUAUCCAAAGUCCAUACUAGUCUACUCUUUUUUCAGCAUAAACUCUUGCUUUGCUUUCUCCAUCCUGUACUAGGUUUAGUUUUAUGCUUGAGCCAAUGGGCCAGGAAAUUGAUUUUCCACCCUUAUAUCUCCAAGGCCUUACUCUACAGGAACAUAAGUUGAACUGAGGUAUUUGAGAUUUUACUGCUCUUGAUUAAUUUUCCUAGAUGAGAUGCCUACUCUAUCAGCUAUUUUGUUCCCCCCUCCUCUUUUGCUUGAGUUUGAGCUUCACAGGGACGUAGUCUUACAAUUCUAGUUUGACCUUCUUCUUUGACUAAACUCGCAGGUCAGGCUUCAUUCUUCGGGUCUCUCUGGUUUGUUAGUCGUGUCAAUAGUGGUUGGGCGUGAUAAAAACCGAGUGGGAAAUUACGGGGGAUGAAAACAAUAAAAAGUAUGGAGAAUAAAAUAUUUGCAUUCAU